CUUCGGUGUCCUAGAAUAAGAAAGCGCUGAUGUCUACAUUUCUCGAACGGUGUGUCACAGAUGCAAGAGCCUCGGAUGCCGCCAUCAACUCUGGGCCACCUUCGGGGAGACAUAGCACCAAUGGGAUGAGGUCAAAACCGUGCCAGUGUCAAUGUGUAGGCUUUUGCCUGUCGCUCCUUGGGUGGCUGUGCUCUUUCACAGCAAUAAUGCUGCCUCAGUGGCUGACCAGGAAAACCGAUUUGUUACAGAGUGAGACAUUCUUCAUUGGCAUGUGGGAAACAUGCGUUGCCCAGGACGACGGUCCAGUCCAGUGCAAAGGGUACGACAGCCUACUCGGCCUGCCAGUUGACGUUCAGCUCACUCGAAUUCUCAUGUGCGUGUCUGUGGCACUCGGCCUGUUAGGUUUGCUCUUCUCCCUGUCCGGAUUGGACUCCAUCGCCUGCUUCAGUGUCCAGAAGGCUACCAAGGGGAGGUUAGCAGUCAGCGGGGGUGUGUCCUUCCUGCUUGCUGGAGUUACAACCCUAGCCCCCGUGUCUUACCUGGCCCACGUGACUGUGGUCAACUUCUGGGAUCCUGCCAUCCCUCAGUUUGUGCCGCGGUGGGAGUUUGGUCCGGCCUUGUUUGUCGGUUGGCUGGGUGGCUUCCUUCUCUUUUUUGGAAGUCUCCUGUUAGUCACAUCCCAGUGCUGCUUCCAAAAAGCUAAAGGGAACAUCCAGCUGGAACCACGGACUGUGAAGAGAGCUUUGUGGUACAAAACAGAGUAUGUCUGAUUGUAAAGGGG
Molecule: messenger RNA, 781 nt
Organism: Rhincodon typus (whale shark)
Lineage: Eukaryota; Metazoa; Chordata; Chondrichthyes; Orectolobiformes; Rhincodontidae
Product: putative claudin-24
Exons: 1
Coding region: 30-770 (246 amino acids)
Biological process (GO): cell adhesion; bicellular tight junction assembly
Cellular component (GO): bicellular tight junction; plasma membrane
Molecular function (GO): structural molecule activity
Source: RefSeq, a predicted model, not a curated record